Molecule: messenger RNA, 2550 nt
Organism: Spodoptera exigua (beet armyworm)
Lineage: Eukaryota; Metazoa; Arthropoda; Insecta; Lepidoptera; Noctuidae
Source: the annotation of a GenBank genome assembly
AUGUCUAAGUUAAACCCUAAUAUCUCUAAAAAAGAACAAAAUAAAUCUGUCCAUCCUUGGGAGAAAGAUAUCAAAGAAGCUUAUUUAGCAACCUAUAAAUAUGGCCACAACACUGCAAGAAAUCCCAUUAUUUACCCUCCGCCCAAAGUUCCUCACGAGGUCGACAAAGUUCCUGAUAAAAAUCGGGUGAAAUUUACUGUGAUUGGUAACCGAGUCACGAAAGAAUUUAUUUACUGUAUGAAACUAGUGAAAGGACUGCAUAAAUACCGAUCGAAAAACUUCGACGUUCCAGACAUACGAGCUGUAACAAGCGUGGAAUGGCCAAAAGUAUGGAAUGAUUUGAAGAUCCAGUUCGGUGGUACAGCAUACUGCUUGAAAUCUCAAGUCGCGGUCUUAAUGAAUGGGCAAUUCCUCGGUGGAGACAAGGAUUUAAAAGAAUUUAUUGAGUCAAAAUAUGUUUUCUAUUUAAAACCUGAUUAUUAUAGCGAAGCUGUUAAAUUAUUCUGCGAUUUUGUGACAUCAUCGGGACUAUACAGCGACAUAGUCCCUAGAACUUGCGAAAAUUUCCUUCGGUUGUGUAAAGAAAAAAAGGCCGGUUAUUCGGGUACACCGGUACAUCGUAUAGUAAAAGAUAGUUGGAUCCAAUGCGGCGGAUUUGGACUCAAAGAUUCGGGGCUUGACUGUGAAAACUUUAUUGUGCCUCAUGAUCAACGAGGAGUUCUGGGCAUGGCAAAUGAUGGCAGACACGUCGAUUGCUCCACACAAUUUUUCGUUUUAUUGCAACCGCAGCCGUGGAUGGCCUUCAAAUAUGUCGCAUUUGGCCAACUCAUCAGCGGCGAGGAAACUCUUAAACGCAUAGAAGAAGUUCCUACUUGGUACGAAUCCCCGUCAAAGAAGAUUGUAUUUUACAAUACUGGUAUUUUAAAUUUGGAUUGCCAAGAUAUAGCGAUUAAUAAAAAUACAACUAAAUAUCUAGAGGGGCACAUUGAAAAUCUUUACGAAUUAGGAGAGUUGUUUUAUGAGGCAAUAUUAGAGAAAGUAUUUCAGCAAGUCGAAUCCAAAAGUGCACCCAUUGAAGACGUGUCUACUGUUAGUCAUGGAGACACUGCAGCCGAUUUACGAGCAACACGAAGAUUUAUACGCAAUAAAGAAGAAAUAACAACACAACUAGAAAGAACUCGCGAUGAACGUAGCCCUUCAGUCCAGUCCAGUGAAAAUAACUUCGACGCUGACAACUUUGAAUACGAUCCAGAAGAAUAUUCUUAUAAACAAGCGUCUAAGUUGUUAAGUAGUAGCGAAAAGGUUAAACCAGACCAGCCUUACUACCUACCUUUUACAGAUGUACCGUACAUUGGAGAUGUGGACUCCGAUUUUAAUCUCAGAAGGUCGAAUGCCGACCGCUUCAGUUUUGCAGGCAGCGUUAUAAAAGCGGUGGCUAAGAAGGGAAAAUUUAAUUUAUUCGAACUACAGAAACAGUCGGAUACAAUCACCGACGAGAUCCUACGGAAGUAUAAAAAAGUAUCCAUCGGUCUACCAUUUAGUGCUUUUGGCCAUCAUAAAGAAAUAAAAAGACGGAAUACUGGAUUUGUACGUCCGGCUGAUAUGGCUAAACUAAUCAAAUCCCACAGUGAUGUAUCUGAAGAAGAAGAUGAGGAGGAUGACCUCGAUGAUUAUCUUCCAUACACUAGACAAAUGCGUAUCAUCCAGGCUACUAAGUCGGCGGACGCAGACACUAAGGCUAAAACAAAAGAAAAGCUUUUAAAAGAACGCCAAACUGAUUUAGAUCGCAAGGAUGACUUGGACAAAUUGCAUAUUGAUCAUAAAAAGGAUGACGCUGUGGAAGGGGAUGGUGCUCAAGAUGAAGAUGUCAAGGAAAGUCGGAGUAAAGCUCGAUUCUCGCAAAAUGAAGAUAUAGGGGACCGCCCGCAACGACCUUCUCUAAUCGAGCGUAUCCUAGAGGCUAGCACGACAUCUAACGAUCUGGGCCCGCCUCCAACUUUGAAGGAGUAUAAACCUUUCUUCGAAACUCAAAUUAAAAAGAACAAUUCACUAUUCCUCACACAUACCUCGCCGAGCAGACAAUUACUGACGAAUGAUGAAUCACGUGAAAAUUAUUUGAAGCGGCACUCUCUAUCUAUAGACAUUCCCCAGAAAUCCAUAGAUCAGGUACUUUUACUACAACACGGGCAGAAGGUGUACCGCAAAAUAUCUUCGGACUAUGUUAGAACUAUAGACAACAUUGAACAAAAGCAAGAGAACUCUUUAAGAAGUUUGGAGUAUGCCAGACAGCGGCCUGCGAUAUCAGUUAAAGAUUAUCAGAAAAUGAACCAAGAAUAUCACGCUAAAGCAAAAGAAGAUGCCAGUAGAGCCGCCAUCGAUAAGUCAGAUGAAGCCAAAAUUAUAAGUGCGCUCCAAAGUGGAACUUCUCGACAAACAUCGCAGUUUGAAUCUGGUCUGAGACUUCCAGGGGACACACCUCUUUUCCAAUCUUUGACAGAGGUAACAUAUUUAUUUAGGACAAACGAGGUAACACGGCAGGCAAUAACGUAG